UCUUACCAUUUUUUCUUGUUUAAAACAGCCAGGUGGUCAUCAGCAGAGAUUGGGAAGGUCGCUGUGCUGGAUGAAGAUGAAUGGGAUACAAAACACUAUUCCGCCGUCUCUCAAAUACCCAGGUAUUUUUGGUUGAACCAAAACAACGGGACAAUCCUAAUGACCGAGAGACCUCCGCAGGGAACGUACAACCUCAAUAUUACGGUUUCUGACGGUGUGUGGCCAGAUACCUUCUCUACUAUCAAAAUUUAUGUACAAGAGAUUGGAAGUGACGCCUUCCGCAGCUCGGUGUCUCUGAGACUCACAAGCAUCACAGCAGAGGAAUUCAUAGAGAUGGAUGAGUUUGGAGUCAGCAGACGUGACCAGCUCCAGGCCGUCCUGGCAGACAUGGCAGCUGCCCAUCCCAGCCAUAUCCACAUCUUCAGUGUGGUGAACGCAGAGGAUAACGCGACCGACGUGACAUUUUCAGUAUGCGGAGCUGCCUCCUGCCACAAACCCGAGAUCUUACGGAGCUUAUUGACAGCCCAGAGAGAGAAGAUCCGAUCGGUUCUGAAGGAAAGGAAUUCCCAAGUAUCCAUUGAUUUCUGUUCAUGGAUGGGCUGUUUGCAGGAUGGCGGGUGCACAAUCCAUAGCGCAGUCAGCAGAUCCCCGCCUCUCGUGGAUGGAGGUAGCGCAUCUAUAGUCUCAAUUCCCCAAGUCGGAAACGUGUCCUGCACAGAAACAAUUUUACCAGAACUGUUAUUCUCUGCCCCAAAACCCUUGCCUGAAUGGUGGGACUUGCACGUCGACUCUUACCGGUUACAGGUAUCACUGUUUGACUUCGUUCCUUGGGCCACGCUGCCAGCAGACUAA
Messenger RNA from Spea bombifrons (plains spadefoot toad), 852 nucleotides. RefSeq lists its product as uncharacterized. The coding region runs from base 160 to 852 and encodes 230 amino acids. NCBI's taxonomy places the organism in Eukaryota, Metazoa, Chordata, Amphibia, Anura, Pelobatidae. The transcript is spliced from 5 exons. The record is from RefSeq and is a predicted model, not a curated record.